This is a messenger RNA of Homo sapiens (human), 2616 nucleotides long. It is a transcript of the gene SLC43A1, whose product is annotated as solute carrier family 43 member 1. The record is from RefSeq and is a predicted model, not a curated record. Gene Ontology annotation, cellular component: plasma membrane; endoplasmic reticulum membrane; apical plasma membrane. Gene Ontology annotation, molecular function: L-valine transmembrane transporter activity; L-amino acid transmembrane transporter activity; L-isoleucine transmembrane transporter activity. Gene Ontology annotation, biological process: neutral amino acid transport; L-valine transmembrane transport; transmembrane transport. NCBI's taxonomy places the organism in Eukaryota, Metazoa, Chordata, Mammalia, Primates, Hominidae. The transcript is spliced from 16 exons. The coding region runs from base 327 to 2054 and encodes 575 amino acids.
ACUUCAUCCAAGCCCAGCUUCGCAGACCUCUGGCGCCCGGCGGGUUCCCAGUUCCCCCGCUUCUUCCGAGGAGACAGCGGAGGCGAGGCCACCGGGCUGUCAGGCUGAAGCUCCGUGGCCGCCGGGUCCUGCACGCAGAGAAGACCCCAGCGCCGGCGCGGCUCAGGGCUGGGCCCACGGGACUCCGGACGCGCCGCGAAAGCGUUGCGCUCCCGGAGGCGUCCGCAGCUGCUGGCUGCUCAUUUGCCGGUGACCGGAGAGCUGCGCGUUUGCCAGAGUUCCAGCGGACCUCCUGGAGCGCUUGAACCCAAAGCCCCGUUUCACAGAUGAGAAUACCGAGUCCCCCUGGAAGAAGUGACUGGCUCGGGGCCAGCAUGGCCCCCACGCUGCAACAGGCGUACCGGAGGCGCUGGUGGAUGGCCUGCACGGCUGUGCUGGAGAACCUCUUCUUCUCUGCUGUACUCCUGGGCUGGGGCUCCCUGUUGAUCAUUCUGAAGAACGAGGGCUUCUAUUCCAGCACGUGCCCAGCUGAGAGCAGCACCAACACCACCCAGGAUGAGCAGCGCAGGUGGCCAGGCUGUGACCAGCAGGACGAGAUGCUCAACCUGGGCUUCACCAUUGGUUCCUUCGUGCUCAGCGCCACCACCCUGCCACUGGGGAUCCUCAUGGACCGCUUUGGCCCCCGACCCGUGCGGCUGGUUGGCAGUGCCUGCUUCACUGCGUCCUGCACCCUCAUGGCCCUGGCCUCCCGGGACGUGGAAGCUCUGUCUCCGUUGAUAUUCCUGGCGCUGUCCCUGAAUGGCUUUGGUGGCAUCUGCCUAACGUUCACUUCACUCACGCUGCCCAACAUGUUUGGGAACCUGCGCUCCACGUUAAUGGCCCUCAUGAUUGGCUCUUACGCCUCUUCUGCCAUUACGUUCCCAGGAAUCAAGCUGAUCUACGAUGCCGGUGUGGCCUUCGUGGUCAUCAUGUUCACCUGGUCUGGCCUGGCCUGCCUUAUCUUUCUGAACUGCACCCUCAACUGGCCCAUCGAAGCCUUUCCUGCCCCUGAGGAAGUCAAUUACACGAAGAAGAUCAAGCUGAGUGGGCUGGCCCUGGACCACAAGGUGACAGGUGACCUCUUCUACACCCAUGUGACCACCAUGGGCCAGAGGCUCAGCCAGAAGGCCCCCAGCCUGGAGGACGGUUCGGAUGCCUUCAUGUCACCCCAGGAUGUUCGGGGCACCUCAGAAAACCUUCCUGAGAGGUCUGUCCCCUUACGCAAGAGCCUCUGCUCCCCCACUUUCCUGUGGAGCCUCCUCACCAUGGGCAUGACCCAGCUGCGGAUCAUCUUCUACAUGGCUGCUGUGAACAAGAUGCUGGAGUACCUUGUGACUGGUGGCCAGGAGCAUGAGACAAAUGAACAGCAACAAAAGGUGGCAGAGACAGUUGGGUUCUACUCCUCCGUCUUCGGGGCCAUGCAGCUGUUGUGCCUUCUCACCUGCCCCCUCAUUGGCUACAUCAUGGACUGGCGGAUCAAGGACUGCGUGGACGCCCCAACUCAGGGCACUGUCCUCGGAGAUGCCAGGGACGGGGUUGCUACCAAAUCCAUCAGACCACGCUACUGCAAGAUCCAAAAGCUCACCAAUGCCAUCAGUGCCUUCACCCUGACCAACCUGCUGCUUGUGGGUUUUGGCAUCACCUGUCUCAUCAACAACUUACACCUCCAGUUUGUGACCUUUGUCCUGCACACCAUUGUUCGAGGUUUCUUCCACUCAGCCUGUGGGAGUCUCUAUGCUGCAGUGUUCCCAUCCAACCACUUUGGGACGCUGACAGGCCUGCAGUCCCUCAUCAGUGCUGUGUUCGCCUUGCUUCAGCAGCCACUUUUCAUGGCGAUGGUGGGACCCCUGAAAGGAGAGCCCUUCUGGGUGAAUCUGGGCCUCCUGCUAUUCUCACUCCUGGGAUUCCUGUUGCCUUCCUACCUCUUCUAUUACCGUGCCCGGCUCCAGCAGGAGUACGCCGCCAAUGGGAUGGGCCCACUGAAGGUGCUUAGCGGCUCUGAGGUGACCGCAUAGACUUCUCAGACCAAGGGACCUGGAUGACAGGCAAUCAAGGCCUGAGCAACCAAAAGGAGUGCCCCAUAUGGCUUUUCUACCUGUAACAUGCACAUAGAGCCAUGGCCGUAGAUUUAUAAAUACCAAGAGAAGUUCUAUUUUUGUAAAGACUGCAAAAAGGAGGAAAAAAAACCUUCAAAAACGCCCCCUAAGUCAACGCUCCAUUGACUGAAGACAGUCCCUAUCCUAGAGGGGUUGAGCCUUCUUCCUCCUUGGGUUGGAGGAGACCAGGGUGCCUCUUAUCUCCUUCUAGCGGUCUGCCUCCUGGUACCUCUUGGGGGGAUCGGCAAACAGGCUACCCCUGAGGUCCCAUGUGCCAUGAGUGUGCACACAUGCAUGUGUCUGUGUAUGUGUGAAUGUGAGAGAGACACAGCCCUCCUUUCAGAAGGAAAGGGGCCUGAGGUGCCAGCUGUGUCCUGGGUUAGGGGUUGGGGGUCGGCCCCUUCCAGGGCCAGGAGGGCAGGUUCCCUCUCUGGUGCUGCUGCUUGCAAGUCUUAGAGGAAAUAAAAAGGGAAGUGAGAGA